AUGGCUGUGGCAAACACAGAGGCUGUUCUGAAAGAGUGCGAUCUGAAACACUGCCUGCCACAACUGUACAAGGGCAUCCUGACAGCUUCAUGUCUGUCAUGCCCCAGUGACCCAAUACAGUUUCUGAAGAACACUCUCAUGGCCUUCCAGGGAAAUGACAAUCUACAGGCUGUUGACUGGAAAUGGAAGACGUUCACUAUGCAGAGCAAGAGCGAUACCACAGAGACGAUUCUGAAGAUGGAUAUGGCAAAGAAACACUCUGAGAAGAAAUGCAAGCAAGCUGCAUUUAACAAAUGGUUGGACUGGGUAACCUUUCACAAGAAAACAAAGGCUGCUGCCAUCAAGAAACUUGAGACUCUUGUGAACGCCUGGUGCCUCAGGCGCAUCAUAGCUGCAUGGCAUCAAGCUACAAAGGACUCAAAGAGGACAAAAGAGUACUUUAAGAGAUUGGAAAUGAGUUUUGCUGUCGGCCACAAGGAUCAGCACACUGGAGAAAAACAUGAUGGACUCUCAGCGCUCCCCAGCAGCCUCUCACUCAAGAUCUUCCAGUAUUUAGAGUUACGAGACUGGCUGAACUGUGCUGAAGUAUGUUGCACAUGGAAAUCUAUCAUCCACUCAGGUACACUGUGGAGUCAGAUCAACUUCUCUGCAGGUAAAGACUGGAUAACAGACAGUACAGUAAAGCACAUUCUGCGGAGCUACAGACCAUUUGUGACCAAUCUCAACCUGCGUGGCUGCUCGUCCCUAAAAUGGCCCAGCUUCAAAUGCAUCAGUGAAUGCAGAAACCUCCAGGAGCUCAAUGUGUCAGAGUGCUUUAAUAUCACAGAUACGGUGGUUCAGAAGAUUGUUGAGGGCUGUCCCUGCCUGCUCUACCUUAACCUUUCUUGCACACUUAUAACAAACAAAACUCUACAAGAACUGUCCAGGAGCUGUCUAAGCCUCCAGUACCUGAGUCUGGCGUACUGCCGCAGAUUCACAGAUAAAGGCUUUCUGUACCUGACCACAGGGAAGGGCUGGCGCAAUCUCAUCCACCUCAACUUGUCCGGCUGUACUCAGAUGACAGUAAAUGGGUUCAGAUACAUUUCUACUGGAUGUCCUGCACUCAAAGAGAUCGUGAUCAAUGACAUGCCAACGCUGUCUGAUAGCUGUGUCUUGGCCCUGCUUGCCAAAUGUAACUGCCUGUCUGCCAUUUCUCUGUUGGAUGCUCCUCAUCUUUCCGACAUCGCUUUCAAAGCCAUUGCCGAAGCAGCCAAACUGAAGACUUUCAGUACAGAGAGCAACAACCAGCUCACAGACGUCAGCUGGAAGGCUUUGUGCAGCAACUCGCAAGGCCUCCGUAGACUCCACGCAGCAAAAUGCCCCAGAAUGACCGACGCCAGCCUCAAAUCUGUGGCCACUCUCAAAAACCUGGAAUACCUGGACGUCUCAUUUUGCAGCAGGGUGAGUGAUGUUGGGAUACAGUAUUUGACCGAAGGCUCUUCAGUCACUAAAUUGGAAGAGCUGAAUAUCAGCCACUGCAGUAACAUCACUGAUGCAUCUGUCAUGAGGAUUGCACAAAGGUUUUGCAAACUGUACCAUCUCGAUCUGAGUUACUGCGAGAGGCUCACUGACUUGGCUGUGGAGUGGCUGAGUGGCAGCUCUGUCUGCUCUCUUGACAUCUCCGGUUGCAGCAUCCAGGAUCAGGGACUGGCUACUCUUGAGGGAAUUCACUUGAAGAAGUUAGUUCUUGCCGAGUGCGUCUACGUCACAGACAUUGGCAUAGAGAAGCUGUGUAAGAAUGUGAAAGAGCUGGAACACGUUGAUGUUUCUCACUGUGCAGCUCUGACGGAUGCAGCCAUCAGAAGCCUUUCAUUUUACUGCAAAGGUUUAGUCACGCUGCAGAUGUCAGGUUGUCCUAAGAUGACUGAUAUGGCAGUGCAGUAUCUGACAAGUGGAUCUCAGUACCUCCGAGAGCUUGACGUGAGUGGCUGCGUCCUCCUCACUGAUCGCACAAUUCGACACUUGGAAAGGAUUUGUCCUCCACUCCGCUCCAUCACGAUGGCCUGCUGCAGUGGCAUCUCCAGGGCGGCUGCCUUAAAGCUGCAGUCAUGUGUGACAUACUUGGAGCACAGCAAUAAUGACCCCACGUACUGGUUUGGAUACACCGUUGGCCAAAUAAUGCAUCCAUAACAAGACCCAUCAGGACUAAUGACACUUUGGAAGUGACGGAGCAGCACUCGGUGACAACAACUGCAGCAAGUACAAAAAGGAUUUAAGCAGCAGAGACAUUACACACCUGAGAUAAUCCUCACAAAAAAAUCACAUGGCUACAGUCCCGCAUCACCGGAUUAAGCCUCCCCUGUCUGUGGUUUCUGUUCUGUACAGAGGCCCUGACAGUCUUAUGGAGGCGGCUGAAAUAUUGCUGUCAGAUCCUGACAGUGGAAUUUCCUGUGCUGUUCUGGCUUGCUUUUGAUCGUAUAGCUCACGUGCUGUUUCUACAUAAAUGCUAACACACUGUAAAGGUGGAAGAACUCUUUUAUAAGUGAAUUCAAAUAGUUUUACUUUUCUAUUUAUGAUUUAUAGUGAUGAUAUGGUAUUUUUUCCUCACUGGAAUACAGUGUAUCAACUUUUAUACAUAGCUUUCAACUUUUUCUACACGAUCAGCCAUUGAAAGGCUCAAACUUCUCAAUUGUUAGCUUGUUUUAGUAUCUAAAAUAACAAGUCAAUGUAAUAUAAAAUAGUUUAACUGUCCCAUUUUGGUUGAUCUACAGUAUUUUCCUCAGAUGGUGCUUGGAGUGACUGUUGUUUUCUGAAUACGCUGGAAUUCAGAUUGAUGACUGGUUGUAAAAGUUGCUGCCCUGUAUGGAAGUCAGGCUUCCUUCCUUAUCUCUUGUUAAAAGAAAUAGUUCUAAACAAUAUCACUAGAUGAUGUUUACUGCUAACAAGCAAUUAUCACAAGCAAGUAAACUUUCAAAAAAUACAACUUAGCAGUUUUCUGGGCUUUAAAACAGCAUAACUACACGUGAAUUUAAAAACCAGCUGGCCAUCUUUAAGAGGAAGACAUGAACAU
Messenger RNA from Stegastes partitus (bicolor damselfish), 3049 nucleotides. It is a transcript of the gene fbxl13, whose product is annotated as F-box and leucine-rich repeat protein 13. Lineage: Eukaryota; Metazoa; Chordata; Actinopteri; Pomacentridae. Gene Ontology annotation, molecular function: protein binding. Gene Ontology annotation, cellular component: SCF ubiquitin ligase complex. The record is from RefSeq and is a predicted model, not a curated record. The transcript is spliced from 19 exons. Bases 1 to 2169 code for a protein of 722 amino acids. Gene Ontology annotation, biological process: SCF-dependent proteasomal ubiquitin-dependent protein catabolic process.